This is a messenger RNA of Knipowitschia caucasica, 6534 nucleotides long. The record is from the annotation of a GenBank genome assembly. Lineage: Eukaryota; Metazoa; Chordata; Actinopteri; Gobiiformes; Gobiidae.
AUGUGGCAGUUCCAUUGUGCCCGGGGCCCCCUCUGCCUCCCCCCCUCUCAGGUGUGUGAUGGUCUGGCCCAGUGUCAGGACGGCUCUGAUGAGAGGGACUGCUCCCCACAGGACGGCUGCUCUCAUCAGUGUGACGGGGGCCGCCGCUGUGUGCCCCCCACCUUCCUCUGCGACGGGGAGCGGGACUGUCAGGACGGGACCGACGAGGACCACUGCGAGUCUGAGGCGUGUGGCGAGGGGCAGUUCCGGUGCCGCAGUGGUCAGUGUGUGGCUCUUCCUCUUCGCUGUGACGGUCGCUCAGACUGCACUGACCGCUCUGAUGAGGACCGCUGCCCCCCCCCCCCCACCUGCCCCCCCCAACACCACUGCCCCAACAGCAGCAAGUGCCUCCUGCCAGAGUGGCUCUGUGACGGGGACCAGGACUGUGAGGGCGGGACGGACGAGCAGGUACCUCACCCUCAACCUCGCUACACCCUCAACCUCGCUACACCCUCAACCUUCGCUACACCCUCAACCUCGCUACACCCUCAACCCCGCUACACCCUCAACCUCACUACACCCUCAACCUUCGCUACACCCUCAACCUUCGCUACACCCUCAACCUUCGCUACACCCUCAACCUCGCUACACCCUCAACCUUCGCUACACCCUCAACCUCGCUACACCCUCAACCUCGCUACACCCUCAACCUCGCUACACCCUCAACCCCGCUACCUCACUACACCCUCAACCUCUCUACACCCUCAGCCCCACUACACCCUCAACCUCGCUACACCCUCAGCCUCACUACACCCUCAGCCUCACUACACCCCUCAACCCCACUACACCCUCAACCUAGCUACACCCUCAACCUCGCUACACCCUCAACCUCACUACACCCUCAACCUCGCUACACCCUCAACCUCGCUACACCCCCAACCUCGCUACACCCCCAACCCCGCUACACCCUCAACCCCACUACACCCUCAACCUCACUACACCCUCAACUCCACUACACCCUCAACCUCGCUACACCCUCAACCUCGCUACACCCUCAACCCCUCUACACCCUCAACCCCACUACACCCUCAACCCCACUACACCCUCAACCCCUCUACACCCUCAACCCCUCUACACCCUCAACCCCUCUACACCCUCAACCCCACUACACCCUCAACCUCACUACACCCUCAACUCCACUACACCCUCAACCUCACUACACCCUCAACCUCGCUACACCCCCAACCCCUCUACACCCUCAACCUCGCUACACCCUCAACCCCGCUACACCCUCAACCCCGCUACACCCUCAACCUCGCUACACCCCAACCUCGCUACACCCUCAACCUCGCUACACCCUCAACCUCACUACACCCUCAGCCUCACUACACCCUCAACUCCACUACACCCUCAACUCCACUACACCCUCAACCCCACUACACCCUCAACCUCACUACACCCUCAACCUCACUACACCCUCAACCUCGCUACACCCCCAACCCCGCUACACCCUCAACCUCGCUACACCCCCAACCCCGCUACACCCCCAACCCCGCUACACCCUCAACCCAGCUACACCCUCAACCCCGCUACACCCUCAACCUCGCUACACCCCAACCUCGCUACACCCUCAACCUCGCUACACCCUCAACUCCGCUACACCCUCAACUCCACUACACCCUCAACUCCACUACACCCUCAACCUCACUACACCCUCAACCUCACUACACCCUCAACCUCACUACACCCUCAACCUCACUACACCCUCAACCCCUCUACACCCUCAACCCCACUACACCCUCAACCUCACUACACCCUCAACUCCACUACACCCUCAACCUCACUACACCCUCAACUCCACUACACCCUCAACCUCACUACACCCUCAACUCCACUACACCCUCAACCUCGCUACACCCUCAACCUCGCUACACCCUCGCUACACCCUCAACCCCGCUACACCCUCAACCUCGCUACACCCUCAACCUCGCUACACCCUCACCUUUAUCACACCUUCACGUCACCCUCUCCCUCACCACACCCUCAGAUCACCGUUGCCACACCCUCAUUGCACCCUCAUUGCACCCUCAUUGCACCCUCACGUCCCCCUCACCACACCCUCUCCUCAUAUUUGGGUUUGAAGUCAUGUGUUUUGGUGAAUUUACUGACUAUAAAAGUGCCUUCUGUCUUCCCGCUCGGUCUGGUCUCCUGCAGAACUGUGAAGUGAAGCCGGUGACGUGUGGAGACUUCCAGUGGAGAUGCAAAUCCAAGACCAUGUGCGUCCCCAAGUCCUGGAGGUGUGACGGCACCAGAGACUGUGAGGACGGCAGCGACGAGACAGAGUGUGCUGUGGUGGACUGCCCCUCCCCUCAGUUCCGGUGCUUGGGGGGGGGCUGCCUGGAGCCGGGGGCAGUGUGUGACCGGGUGAGGGACUGUGAGGACGGCUCUGAUGAGGGAGAAGGCUGUGGGCUCCAAUGCACCGACCACAACUGCUCCCACACCUGCCUCAGCACGCCUCAGGGGCCCCGCUGCAGCUGCCCUGCGGGACAGCGCCUCCUGCUGGACGCUCGUACCUGUGCUCACGUGGACGAGUGUGGAGCCCAGAGGGAGUGCAGCCAGCUCUGUCGGAACAGCCCUGGAUCCUUCACCUGCCACUGCCUGCCAGGGUUUGUGCUGGAGGCUGACGGCCACAGCUGCAAGAGCACAGUGGAGCCUCUGCUGGUGGUCUCGGUCUCCAAAGACCUGGUGGUGGUGGGUCUGCGCAGCGGCAGCCUGGACCUGCUCUCGGCCUCCCCCAAGAAGGUCAUUCUGUCGCUGGACUACGACUGGAGCCAGCGCCGGGUCUACUGGGGCAGUCUGGACUCCAGCAGCAUCAAGUGGUCUGCCCUGGACUACAGGGCCACCGGGACUCUCAUCAAAGGCGUUCGAGCAGACGCCGUGGCCGUGGACUGGCUCGGGAGGAACGUGUACUGGAUCGAUGGCGUGAAGAGCCAGAUCCUCGCGGUCCAGCUGCCGGAGGCCUCAGGGACCAGUCCAGACUACACCGUGAUCCUGGACCAGGACCUGGACCAGCCCAGGUCUCUGGCUCUGCUCCCACAGAAGGGGUGGAUGUUCUGGACGGAGGUCGGCGCCACGGUGAAGAUUGAGCGCUCUGGGAUGGACGGCUCUGAGAGGAAGGCUCUGGUCACCUCCCACCUGGGCUGGCCUGUGGGCGUGGCCGCAGACGCCGUGUCCAACCGGGUCUACUGGACCGACCAGCGCCUCAAGGCCAUCGGCUCUGCCACGCUGGAGGGGGAGGACAUCCAGGUGAGGCUGGGGCGGGAGGCGGAGGACGUCCAGGUGAGGCUGGAGGAGGGAGGCUGCAGGAGGGAGGGGGAGGACAUCCAGGUGAGGCUGGGGGGAGGGGGAGGACAUCCAGGUGAGGCGAGAGGCUGGAGGGGGGAGGGGGAGGACAUCCAGGUGAGGCUGGGGGAGGCUGGAGGGGGAGGACAUCCAGGUGAGGCUGGGGGGGAGGCUGGAGGCUUGAGGGGGGAGGGGGAGGACAUCCAGGUGAGGCUGGGGGGAGGGGGAGGACAUCCAGGGGAGGCGGGAGGCUGGAGGGGGGAGGGGGAGGACAUCCAGAUCCUGCAGAUGGGCACCGAUAAUCCGUUUGCAAUCGCAGUUUUCAACGAUGUGUUGUACUGGUCCGACACUCGGAGGAGAGCGGUGCAGGGAGCUCACAGAGGGACCGGGAAGAGCCGACGAGUGCUCCUGAAGAGGCCCCAGCAGCCGUUCGGGGUCAAGGUCAUGCACCCGCUGCUGCAGAGCUCCACAGAGAGGCCCUGUGAGGCCCCUGGCUGCUCCCACCUGUGUGUGCUGGCCCCGGGGCCUCGGCCGGUCUGCAGGUGUCCCUUUGGUCUGCUGCUGUCCCAGGACCAGCGCUCCUGCUCCAGACCCGACACGGCCUUCCUGCUGCUGCUGGCUCCUGCUGCGCUCACUCAGGUUUUCCUGCCGUCCCGGUUCCCGGCCCCCGGCUUGAAGGACUGGCCCGAGCACUCCUCCAUUCAGCUGCCACACAUCAACCAGGCGGCCAUCUUGGACUACAGCUUCAAAGACCAGGCUUUAUAUGUGACCGACGACAGCACGGCGUCUCUGAGCGCGCUCACGCUCGCAGACGGCGGCCUGAGCGCCCCUCGCCAUCUGCUGAGGCUGCUCCACGACCGCAUCACGGCGUUGGCUCUGGACUGGAGCAGCGGGAACGUGUUCUGGAGCAGCAGCGAGCAGCCGAGGAUCCACGUCACCAGCACCGGCACCGGGCGCUCGGCCGUGCUCCUGGCAGACGACCUCGGCGCCGUGCACGCCAUCGCUCUGCACCCUCAGAGCGGGCGCCUCUGUUUCACCAGCACAGGGGAGCCGAGGGGGGAGACGGGGGAGAAGGGGGAGACCGUGGAGUGCGCCGACAUGGACGGAGGGCGCCGCAGCGUCGUGUGGAAGGACGCGGUGACACCCAGGACUCUUGUCUUCUCCAGCGACGGGAAAGUCCUGUUCUGGGCCGACACCGGCACAGGCCCCUCAGAGCACAGGCCCCUCAGAGCACAGGCCCCUCAGAGCACAGGCCCCUCAGAGCACAGGCCCCUCAGAGCACAGGCCCCUCAGAGCACAGGCCCCUCAGAGCACAGGCCCCUCAGAGCACAGGCCCCUCAGAGCACAGGCCCCUCAGAGCACAGGCCCCUCAGAGCACAGGCCCCUCAGAGCACAGGCCCCUCAGAGCACGGCCACAGCUUGGGGGCGGUGGGCUCUGUGCGUCUGGACCUUCUCUCCUACACAGAGCUGAAGGUGGGAGACGGUCUGACUGCUGUCACACUGUACGACGAAACUCUGCUCUGGAUGACCACUGGAGAAAAGACCAGAGUCUGGUACCAGGACCAGCAGCAGCAAAACCAGAUGUGGUUUGAAGUCUCCACAAAACUGGUCGGAUUCAAGGUGUUCAGCAGCUCACACCAGAAAGGUUCAACCCGGUGCUCGUCGGACAAUGGGGGGUGCUCUCACCUUUGCCUUCCCACUGGGGAGGGCCGCUCCUGUGGGUGUGACUUUGACCACGCCCCCCUGAACUCCACCCACUGUCUCCCACGGCAACACUGCGGCAGCAGGAGCAGGCCCUGCUGGGACCUGCUCUCCUGUCUGCCCCUCAGCAAGUUCUGCGACGGCCACGUGGACUGCGCCGACCGCUCCGACGAGAACUGCCUGACUCUGAACUCUCUCUCUGACCUCGCUGACUCUCCGGACCUCCUGACCUCUCCUCCCUCAGGAGAGGCCUCCGCUCGGCCCUCAAACGACAGUGAGGGCUCCUGGGAGAUGGGCCCCUUGGAGCUGGGCCUGGAGGAGUGCAGUGAGAGGCACUGCAGCAGUAGGGGGCGCUGUGUGGAGGUGGAGGGUCAGACCCAGUGUGUGUGUCCCCUGCUGUACUCGGGGCCCUCGUGUGAGAACGGCCUUCUGACCAGUCUGCGCUGGCCCCUGGUGUACGGGGCCGCGGGGCUGCUGGUCCUCCUGCUGCUCAUCAUGGUGGUGGUGCUGGUUUGCAAGAGGAGGAGAGCGACCCAGGCCAGGAGUGAUGCCCCGGGGGUGUGUGCGACCAGUCUGAAGGAGCUCGAUGGAAAAGCAGAACCCGGACCCUGUGCCCCGUCCUCCCCGUCCUCCCCGUCCUCCCCGUCCUCUCAGACCUCCCAGACUUCGCCGGCUCAAGCGGAGAAACCAGAGAAGAUGGAGACCCUGCUGUGGAGGACCAUCAGUGUGUUGUUCCUGCUGACGGUGGUCGCGGCGAAACCAGUGUUUCUGAACACAGCUGCAGAAGAGUCCGACUCUGUAGAAGUGAACUCGUCUGAAGAGGGGGAAGAAGUGGAAGAAGUGGAGGUGGAAGAGGCUGAGGAACCGGAGCUGCCUGAAGCGACCGAAUCCACUGUCACCGAGGCCCCAGACGUUCCACCCCCGACAGACCUCACUGCAACCAUUGCUCUGGACCCAGCCGCUCUGGACCCAGCCGCUCUGGACCCAGCUGUUCUGGACCCAGCUGUUCUGGACCCAGCUGUUCUGGACCCAGCUGUUCUGGACCCAGCUGUUCUGGACCCAGCCGCAGUCCCCAUCGACAACACAGACUUUCAGAGCUCCGCAGACGGACAAACGCCAGAGUCAGACAUCCUCCUGACUCCGGGGCCCGCCCCCCUGUCUCCAGACCUGAGCCCGGGUGUGGAGGACCUGAGCCUGGGUGUGGACGUGGUCACAGAUCUCCCGCCACACGCCACAGAGGGGCCACUCGAGCCGCUCCCGGUGGUCACGGUGGCUCCGUACGUCCAGGGGAAGGCGUCCCGCAUGACUGUGGUUAAGGCGCUGCCCGUGGUCAAGGUACCUCCAGGGGUCAGGACGCUUCCAGGGGUCAGGACGCUGCCCGUGGUCAGGACGCUGCCCGUGGUCAGGGCGGUCCCGGUGCACGUGAGCCCUGGCGUGCCCGUGUGUUUCACCUUCCAGUAUUCUCAGUACGCAGCGCCGCAGUACGGUCCGCCCCGAGGAGACAGUUAUUAG